CUUCCCACCUGCCGUGCCCCCACCCCGGCUGCCCGACCAUGAUGACCCUGGCCAACGUGGACGCCCUCCCGGAGUAUGAGAAGAGUCAGAUCAAGAGAGCGCUGGAGCUGGGCACGGUGAUGACCGUCUUCAGCUUCCGCAAGUCCACGCCUGAGCGCAGGACCGUCCAGGUGAUCAUGGAGACGCGGCAGGUGGCCUGGAGCAAGACAGCCGACAAGAUCGAGGGCUUUGUGGACAUCAUGGAGAUCAAGGAGAUCCGGCCCGGGAGGAGCUCCAAGGACUUCGAGCGAGCCAAGGCUGUGCGGCAGAGGGAGGACUGCUGCUUCACCAUCUUCUACGGCUCCCAGUUCGUGCUCAGCACCCUGAGCCUGGCAGCGGAUUCCAAGGAGGAUGCUGCCAAGUGGCUCUCUGGCUUGAGGAUCCUGCACCGAGAGGUCCUGAAUGCCUCCACGCCCACAAUUAUCGAGAGUUGGCUGAGGAAGCAGAUUUAUUCCGUGGACCAAACCAGAAGGAACAGGGCUGUGCCCACGCCCCUCCUGCGUCGUCAUCGGGACGAGCUGCUGCGAGGAGCACCCGAAAUAGGCGCGCACAGAGACGAACUCAGCUUCGAACAGUUCCACCUCUUCUAUAAAAAACUCAUGUUUGAGCAGCAGAAAACGAUUCUCGACGAGUUCAAGAAAGACUCCUUCGCCUUUGUCCUGGGGAACACUGACCGGCCAGAUGCCUCGGCCGUCCACCUGCACGACUUCCAGAGGUUUCUCUUACACGAGCAGCAGGAGUCGUGGGCACAGGAUCUCAACAAAGUCCGCGAGCGGAUGACGAAGUUCAUUGACGACACCAUGCGGGAGACGGCCGAGCCCUUCCUGUUUGUCGACGAGUUCCUCACGUACCUGUUCUCGCGAGAAAACAGCAUCUGGGACGAGAAGUAUGAUGUGGUCAACAUGCAGGACAUGAACAACCCCUUGUCUCACUACUGGAUCUCCUCGUCACAUAACACGUACCUCACAGGUGACCAGCUGCGCAGUGAGUCGUCCCCAGAGGCAUACAUCCGGUGCUUGCGCAUGGGCUGCCGCUGCAUCGAGUUGGACUGCUGGGACGGGCCAGACGGGAAGCCCGUCAUUUACCACGGCUGGACGCGGACCACCAAGAUCAAGUUUGACGACGUGGUGCAGGCCAUCAAAGACCACGCCUUUGUCACCUCAAGCUUCCCUGUGAUCCUGUCCAUCGAGCAGCACUGUGGGGUGGAGCAGCAGCGCUACAUGGCCAAGGUCUUCACGGAGGUGCUGGACGGCCUGCUGCUUGUGAAGCCCACGGAGGCCAGCGCUGACCAGCUGCCUUCCCCCAGCCAGCUGCGCGAGAAGAUCAUCAUCAAGCAUAAGAAGCUGGGCCCCCGCGGGGACGUGGACAUCAACAUGGAGGACAAGAAGGACGAGCACAAGCAGCAGGGCGAGCUGUCCAUGUGGGACUCCAUUGACCAGAAGUGGACCCGGCACUACUGUGCCAUUGCCGACGCCAAGCUGUCCUUCAGUGACGACAUUGAACAGGUGGUGGAAGAGGAGCUGCCCCAGGACACGCCCCCCACGGAGCUGCACUUCGGGGAGAAGUGGUUCCACAAGAAGGUGGAGAAGCGCACCAGCGCCGAGAAGCUGCUGCAGGAGUACUGUGCCGAGUCCGGGGCCAAGGAUGGGACCUUCUUGGUGCGCGAGAGCGAGACCUACCCCAACGACUACACCCUCUCCUUCUGGCGGUCAGGCCGGGUCCAGCACUGCCGCAUCCGCUCCACCAUGGAGGGCGGGACCAUGAAGUACUACCUGACGGACAACCUCAUGUUCACCAGCAUCUACGCCCUGGUGCAGCACUACCGCGAGAGCCACCUGCGCUGCGCGGAGUUCGAGCUGCGGCUCACAGACCCAGUGCCCAACCCCAACCCGCAUGAAUCAAAACCGUGGUACUACGAUGGGUUGAGCCGUGGGGAAGCAGAGGACAUGCUGAUGAGGGUCCCCCGGGACGGGGCCUUCCUCGUCCGGAAGCGAGAAGGGGCCGACUCCUAUGCCAUCACCUUCAGGGCCCGGGGGAAGGUGAAGCACUGCCGGGUCACGCGGGACGGCCGGCACUUUGUGCUGGGGACCUCGGCCUACUUCGAGAGCCUGGUGGAGCUGGUCAGCUACUACGAGAAGCACGCGCUGUACCGAAAGAUGAGGCUGCGCUACCCCGUGACACCCGAGCUGCUGGAGCGAUACAACAUGGAAAGAGAUAUAAACUCCCUCUAUGACGUCAGCAGGAUGUACGUGGAUCCCAGCGAGAUUAACCCUUCCACGCCUCAGCGAACUGUGAAAGCCCUGUAUGACUACAGAGCCAAGCGCAGCGAUGAGCUGAGCUUCUGCCGCGGAGCCCUCAUCCACAACGUCUCCAAGGAGCCAGGCGGCUGGUGGAAAGGCGACUACGGGGCCCGGAUCCAGCAGUACUUCCCAUCCAACUACGUUGAGGACAUCUCUACGGUUGACGUUGAGGAGCUAGAAAAGCAGAUCAUUGAAGACAACCCCUUAGGCUCUCUCUGCAGAGGGAUCCUGGACCUCAAUACCUACAACGUCGUGAAGGCCCCCCAGGGGAAGAACCAGAAGUCCUUUGUCUUCAUCCUGGAGCCCAAGAAGCAGGGCGACCCUCCGGUGGAGUUUGCCACGGACCGGGUGGAGGAGCUCUUCGAGUGGUUCCAGAGCAUCCGGGAGAUCACCUGGAAGAUGGACACCAAGGAGAACAACAUGAAGUACUGGGAGAAGAACCAGUCCAUCGCCAUCGAGCUGUCCGACCUUGUCGUCUACUGCAAACCCACCAGUAAAACUAAGGACAAUUUAGAGAACCCUGACUUCAGAGAAAUCCGCUCCUUCGUGGAGACCAAGGCGGACAGCAUCGUCCGGCAGAAGCCCAUGGAGCUCCUCAAGUACAACCAGAAGGGGCUGACCCGCAUCUACCCCAAGGGCCAGAGGGUGGACUCCUCCAACUACGACCCCUUCCGCCUCUGGCUGUGUGGCUCUCAGAUGGUGGCGCUCAACUUCCAGACGGCAGACAAGUACAUGCAGAUGAACCACGCCCUCGUCCUGGGUGCCCGGCACCUCCCCAAGCUCGGCCGGAGCAUCGCCUGCCCCUUCGUGGAGGUAGAGAUCUGCGGAGCGGAGUACGACAACAACAAGUUCAAGACGACCGUUGUGAAUGACAACGGCUUAAAUCCCGUGUGGGCCCCGACCCAGGAGAAGGUAACCUUCGAGAUCUAUGACCCCAACCUCGCCUUCCUGCGCUUUGUGGUGUACGAGGAAGACAUGUUCAGCGACCCCAACUUCCUGGCUCACGCAACGUACCCCAUUAAAGGCAUCCGGUCAGGCUUCAGGUCGGUUCCUCUCAAGAAUGGGCACAGCGAAGAUGUGGAGCUGGCGUCCCUGCUGGUGUGCUGUGAGAUGCGGCCGGUCCUGGAGAGCGAGGAGGAGCUGUACUCCUCCUGCCGGCAGCUGCGGAGGCGGCAAGAGGAGCUCAACAACCAGCUCUUCCUGUACGACACCCAGCAGAACCUGCGGAACGCGCCCCGGGAUGCGCUGGUGAAGGAAUUCAACACCAACGAGAACCAGCUGCAGCUGUACCAGGAGACGUGCAACCGGAGGCUUCGUGAGAAGAGGGUCAGCAACAGCAAGUUCUACUCCUAGAGGCCUGGCCGCCCCGCGCGGCUCGGACUGUUCACAGACGCUGGCCUGGGACAUCAUCCUGCCACGGAGAGGCCAUGGCCAGAGGCAACCCAGCUGGCACCUGCUCCUGUGCGCGUCUCAGACAACUUUCCUAACUUAUAUGUUCCAUGGAUGCCCUAAGAGAGAGGUCCCCCCAAAUGCUCUGAAUAAAAGCCCUGGAAGCCUCCC
This is a messenger RNA of Echinops telfairi (small Madagascar hedgehog), 3899 nucleotides long. RefSeq names its product phospholipase C gamma 2 (gene PLCG2). Lineage: Eukaryota; Metazoa; Chordata; Mammalia; Afrosoricida; Tenrecidae. The record is from RefSeq and is a predicted model, not a curated record. Gene Ontology annotation, biological process: phosphatidylinositol-mediated signaling; phospholipid catabolic process; positive regulation of epithelial cell migration. The transcript is spliced from 32 exons. Gene Ontology annotation, molecular function: protein binding; phosphatidylinositol-4,5-bisphosphate phospholipase C activity. The coding region runs from base 39 to 3692 and encodes 1217 amino acids.